AUGAGUGUCCUCCCAGGUAUCACCGAGGUCCAGAUCAUCCAGUGGUAUGUCGAGGAAGGGGCGCACAUCGAGGAAUGGAAACCUCUAUGCCAGUAUCAAUCAGACAAGGCCGUGGACGAUGCACUUUGUGACAUCGAAGUCGACGAUGCCAAGUACACCGACGAUAAUCCGCCGCACGAGUCCAGAGCAGACACGGCGGAGCCGACACCCUCAUCAGGUGUAGCGGCCGCGAUACAAGCCGCAGAGUCUUCGCUGCCUGAGACUCCAGAACGCGAAAUUUCUACAAAAGAAAAGGAACCGUCUAGGUCGAAGCACGCGUCUCUCGCAACUCCAGCCGUCCGCGGGCUCUUAAAGAGCCACGACAUCAACAUCCUCGAUAUAUCCGGCACCGGCAAAGACGGCCGCGUACUGAAAGAGGACAUCCUGAACUUUGUGGCAGCAAAGGAUUCUCCCGCAGCACCACCACCAACGGCGGCUCAGCCGGUCCCAGCGCCAGACACGCGGCAAACGGAGUCCGUGGUCAAUUUGACCCCGAUCCAAUCCCAGAUGUUCAAGACCAUGACCCGAUCCGUGAACACGCCACACUUUCUGUACGCGGACGAGCUGCGCAUUGAUGAGAUUUCUGCCAUCCGUAAAAGGCUCGCGAGCGACACCCGUGACCCCAAGAAGAUCACUUUCCUGUCCUUUGUCGUGAAAGCCGUAUCCUUGGCUCUGAACGAGUACCCCCUUCUUAACGCCCGGGUAGACCCGAGCGUCCCUGAGAAACCCAAGCUCGUCAUGCGCGCGAAGCACAAUAUCGGGAUUGCAAUGGAUACACCACAAGGCCUGAUUGUCCCGAACAUCAAAGAUGUCGCGAGUCGAUCCAUCGCCGACAUUGCCGCCGAGGUCUCGCGACUCAGCGCACUCGGCAAGAGUGGGAAACUGACACCCGCUGAUCUGAGUGGUGGCACCAUCACCGUCUCAAAUAUUGGUAACAUCGGCGGCACGUACGUGGCCCCCGUCAUCGUGCCGACGGAGGUGGCUAUUCUGGGCGUGGGCCGCGCGCGUACUGUUCCAGUGUUUGAUGCGACGGGCCAGGUCGUUGCCAGUGAGCAAGUGAAUUUCAGCUGGAGCGCAGAUCACCGGGUUGUGGAUGGUGCGACAAUGGCCAGGAUGGGCAACCGAGUGCGUGAACUGAUUGAGGUGCCCGAACUCAUGCUGCUGAAUCUGCGGUAG
Messenger RNA from Penicillium riverlandense, 1215 nucleotides. RefSeq lists its product as uncharacterized. The record is from RefSeq and is a predicted model, not a curated record. Gene Ontology annotation, cellular component: cytoplasm; mitochondrion. The transcript is spliced from 2 exons. Gene Ontology annotation, molecular function: acetyltransferase activity; lipoic acid binding. The coding region runs from base 1 to 1215 and encodes 404 amino acids. Lineage: Eukaryota; Fungi; Ascomycota; Eurotiomycetes; Eurotiales; Aspergillaceae.